GCGCGUGCCGGUGGCCGUACACGCGGCGAGUACGGGAUUGACGACCAAUAGCUACGGGCAUCCGGUGCCAGACAAAUAGCCACUUUAAAAAGCGCCCCGAGGCGUUGUGAUCUAUCGCUUUCAAAAGGCCAAUCGGCGCUCUAAAAAGGUGAAAAGCAGAAACGCCGCCGCAAUAGCUACAAAGUAGCCGCCAGAAAACAUUAUUCGACCGAAGAAAGGAAAAUCUUCUCCUGUAAAAGAAAAUUGUCGUCGAGAGUAAGUAACUGUUCGACGCCCGAAAAACCAUGGAACGAAAAUGUGCUAUAAUUUGGUUUGUGCUCUGGUUUCAGUCUUUUUGCUUUGUGACAAUCGCUGAUACUAGCAGUUGUUUGAUAAAACAAGACUCUGCAUCUGUCGUUGGAACUCCAACUACCGAUGGAGGCUCUGAGACAACUUACAGCUGUGUGGCAUCUGACAACUGUAACUAUGAAGUGCAUGUCAUUGGGAACUACGAGAGUAGUAAUGGAAGACAUGGGUUCUUCACAGAAAGAGUAGCAGGAGACACAGACGUAAUAGUCAGUGUCUCUGGAGAGAGUCCUCGUCCUCUCAUACUAGUUCUGACAUCCUAUGAGCCAGUAAGGUGGAGACUGAGUGUCACUAGAGGAGUCAUCAUCGACAGAGUCAUUCUGAGUGGAUACUAUGCCAGUACUGUCACUUCAAGCCCCAGUAAUGCUAUUAGACAAACUGAGACACUGAGGGACCCUGACAACCACUAUGGAUAUGGGACUGAUAAUGGAGGUGGAGGAACUGCAGAGCUUCUGCUCUAUCUCCAACAAAGAUUUGGUCCUGUCACUUCAUUCAGUGGCAGCUACAGAGCUGAUCUAUGGGAGCUCAACAUUCACAGGACACCAGCUUGCAGUUUCAACAACAUGACUCGCAAUUGUCCUGUGCCCUCGGCUCCAGAGAAUGGAGCAGUGAAUGUGACUGGAGUCCAGCCAAUUGUAGCAAAGUACAGUUGCCAUGAGGGAACUCUGGUUGGACCUGAGAUGAGGAUAUGUCUGGAAAGUGGCUGGUCUGGAGAGGAACCUUCCUGCAGAACAGGUAUU
Messenger RNA from Geodia barretti, 1085 nucleotides. NCBI's taxonomy places the organism in Eukaryota, Metazoa, Porifera, Demospongiae, Tetractinellida, Geodiidae. The record is from the annotation of a GenBank genome assembly.